Quercus robur (English oak) is the source of this 1334-nucleotide messenger RNA. RefSeq lists its product as uncharacterized. Gene Ontology annotation, cellular component: nucleus. The transcript is spliced from 9 exons. The record is from RefSeq and is a predicted model, not a curated record. Gene Ontology annotation, biological process: protein methylation. Bases 163 to 1278 code for a protein of 371 amino acids. Gene Ontology annotation, molecular function: protein methyltransferase activity. Lineage: Eukaryota; Viridiplantae; Streptophyta; Magnoliopsida; Fagales; Fagaceae.
CGUUCAGAAAUCCGAAGAGCCGCUGGCACUGGUAAAAACGCACCGUCUUUUUAUAUAUCCACCACCUUACAUUUGCAAUUUGACAAAUGAACAAAACGCACUGUUUUGAGAAUUGGGGAUUUUAGUAUUAUUAGGGUUUGGUUUUCUUCAUGAUCUUCUUCUAUGGAAGAAAGAACCGAAUCUUUAGCUUCAGGCUCUUCAGCACAAUCACCAUAUCCACCUAUAUCAUCUGAGGAAGAGGAAGAAAUGAACGGCGGAGAUUCAACAAUGGAGGAGGAACAUGUGAUGAGCGAGGUCCACCUAGGAUGCCCACCUGGCAUCUCUGGGUCCCACAUUUCCCACUUCACCAUUUCUCUUCCAACUCCACCUGUUGAACCUAGCAGAUACCAAUGUGAAGCGGCUUCACCAAAUCAAACAUUUAGCGUGGACCCAGAUGGUGAUCUUGUUUUAACUAGGCGUGACAAACCAGCUUCCUGUAUUUACCGUGUGACCAUCCAGCAUAAUAUCACAUCAUCAAUUCCAAAUGUCGGUUUGCAGGUGUGGAGAGCAGAACUAGUGUUAUCUGAUUUUGUUCUGCAUAAGAUGUUUACUUCAGCUGAGUUUGAUGGAAUUGUAGCAUUAGAACUUGGUGCUGGAACAGGGUUGGUGGGUAUAUUACUUGCACGUGUUGCAAAAACGGUGUUUGUAACUGACCAUGGUGAUGAAAUCCUUAACAACUGUGCUGAGAAUGUUGACCUUAAUUCUGGACUGUUCAACUGUCAAGCAGCAGUUUAUGUGCGCGAACUCGAAUGGAUGAGUCCGUGGCCCCCUAGAGUAGUAGGACCAGGAGAGUCUCCUCUGCAUAAAAGGUACUCAUGGACCUUUUCUGAAGUUGAAGAAGUCCAAGGAGCUUCUUUGCUUGUGGCUGCUGACGUAAUUUACAGCGAUGACUUGACUGAUGCAUUUUUCAAUGUUUUGGAGAAAUUUAUGGCCCUAGGUUCAGAGAAGGUGUUAUACUUGGCAUUGGAAAAGCGCUACAACUUCAGUGUCAAUGAUCUCGAUGUUGUUGCAAAUGGUUAUUCACACUUUCGUAGUUAUUUGAGGGAUGACAGCGAAUGUGAGGACAUCAAAAAUGGAUCUGUCCCUUGUUUUGUUGGAAAGCGCAUCGAUAUCACACAAAUUCCACAAUAUGUGAGGGAUUACGAUAGAGGAAAUGAUGUUGAGAUUUGGCGGAUUAAAUAUGAGAAAAAAAAUCCCAAUGUAGGAGACUCCUGUGACAAUGUGACUAAAGUAAUGUAGACACUUCCAAGGCGAUUAAAUUUGUCAUAAAAGUCUAAUAAUCCUGUCUUCGUUCA